AUGUUCAAAUGUUCUCGAAAAGCCAAAACGGGUGGGCUCAUAUCCAAACAGAGACAAACCUACUAUUUAGUCAGAUCGAAUAGACAGCCGGCGUUAAAAUUAGAUGUACAACUAUGGAACCUGAUAAAUCUAGUUCAAAUUCAAAAAACUCUCACUCACUCUUCAUCAUCUUCAAGUUCUUCUGAAUCGUCGGAACCACCGAAGAAAUCUCCGUUACAACCUCAAACAAAUGCUUUCUCAAUAGAGAAUAUUUUGAACACAACGAAUCCUAUAAUAAUUCCAAAAAUUGAACUAGAGAAUGAUGGUGAUUCAUCUUCAUCUCCUUCUCCCACUUCCUCAACUGGCUACACUCUCGAUUCUCUGCAAAGCAUCGAUAGAAGAAGUUUAAACAAAAAGAAUCUCUCGUCGUCGUCUCAAAACCGUUGCGUUUGUGACAAAUGCGGGAAGAGUUACGCAACAACUUCAAAUCUCAGCCGGCAUAAACAGACCCACCGGGCACUGGAUAGUCCUCAUGCCAAACAAUGCCCCCAUUGCGAUCGAGUAUAUGUGAGCAUGCCUGCGUUGAGUAUGCAUAUCUUAACACAUAAUGCUGCUCACGAGUGUAAUGUCUGUGGAAAACGGUUUUCUCGUCUUUGGCUGUUACAGGGACAUCUCAGAUCUCACACUGGUAUUCGACCGUUUCCAUGUGCCCAUUGUGGGAAAUCGUUUGCUGAUCGGAGCAAUUUGAGAGCACAUAUGCUCACUCAUACAGGGGACAAACGAUUCGAAUGCGACAAAUGUGGACGACGAUUUGCUCUUCGUUCCUACUUGAAUCGCCAUUUGGAAACUUGUAAAUAA
Molecule: messenger RNA, 837 nt
Organism: Caenorhabditis briggsae
Lineage: Eukaryota; Metazoa; Nematoda; Chromadorea; Rhabditida; Rhabditidae
Gene: Cbr-ces-1
Product: Protein CBR-CES-1
Exons: 6
Coding region: 1-837 (278 amino acids)
Biological process (GO): regulation of DNA-templated transcription
Molecular function (GO): RNA polymerase II cis-regulatory region sequence-specific DNA binding; DNA-binding transcription factor activity, RNA polymerase II-specific
Source: RefSeq, a predicted model, not a curated record